Molecule: messenger RNA, 1328 nt
Organism: Marchantia polymorpha subsp. ruderalis
Lineage: Eukaryota; Viridiplantae; Streptophyta; Marchantiopsida; Marchantiales; Marchantiaceae
Source: the annotation of a GenBank genome assembly
CUCUUUGACUGGAGCUCGCGAACUUGGGAUCGACAUGGAAGGCCCAAGCGGAGGGUGCGCGAGUAUUCCAGUGGACGGUUCAAGGUUUUUGUCGUAUGGCCACAGCGGAAGAAGAUUUGCAAUCGUGGGGUCCGGGAGGCCAUCGACAUCGGUCCUUCGAACGCUGAAUCAGAAAUGUAGUGCAUCGAGCGCCGGAGAGAGGGCGAAGAGGAAGACGGGAAGCGGAGGCUUGGCCGGAUGUGUCGUGGGGUUUACCGCACCUGCCCACUACGCCCCUCGACUGUCGGAGCUUCUCCGGCACGAGGGCGCUGAGGCAUUGUGGUGUCCGACGAUUGCGACCGAGUGCACCGACGAAACUCGCGCAGCAGUGGAAUCAGCCACGGGAAUCAAAGCAUUUGCCGAUGCACUCCGAGGUCGUAAAUUGCCCGGGGAUCCAUUCAUCGUAGCCGCCCUCGGAAGAGACGGGGAUUAUCUGAACGAGCUGAAUGUGAUCGACUGCAAGGUGCUCGGUCCUGCAACACCGACGCCGUCGGGGCUCGUCGAGGCUUUGGGAGAGGGCAAGGGCCGGAGGAUUAUGUGCCCCGUGCCAUCGGUGGUCGAUCUCGAAGAGCCUCCAGUGGUUCCGGAGUUCCUGCGAGAUUUGACGACGCGCAAUUGGAGGCCUGUUCGAGUGAACGCUUACAUCACGCGGUGGAUGGGUGCGGAGUGUGCCAAAGGACUGGUCAGCGGUAGCAUGGACGCCCUCAUUUUCACCAGCAGUGCUGAAAUCGAAGGGCUUCUGAAGAGCCUGAACUCACUGGGAGAAGACCCGAGCAAGUGGACAGACGAGAAGCGCAGGCCAUUUCUGGUCGCAGCCCAUGGCCCCGUGACCGCCCAUGGAGCAGCCCGCCUUGGCGUUCCAGUCGACGUCGUGGGGUCCAAGUUCUCCAGCUUCUCGGGCGUCAUCCAGCAGCUCAGCCAUCGCGUGGCUCUCGACCGACGCACAUGAAAAGUGCAGCCCAAGCUUUCCACCGCUCUUGGGUUUCAUUACCUGGUUACGCGAAGAUGAGAGAUGGCCAGAAUUGACUAAUGCACGAACGUGGAUUGGAUUAUUCAGACCUCGAACUAAUUCCCUCGCUGAGAAAACUCAAGAAUCUAUCCAUACCUGCUGUCGAGAAAGGGUCUGCGCUUGCUGCAAAAGUUGGGUCAGAGCUUCAAAGCUCUCAAGACUCUGAAAUGAGAAUAUUAGCACUCGAGUGUCUCAUAAGAUCCAAUAGAUCUCGGUGCCAGGUUUUCAUUACCCUGUAGCUCUGUCUCUGUACUGUUUAUACAAAUUAUUCUACCUUGUC